AUGGAUCAAAUCAAUAUUGAUGGAUUCAAUUUACAAGAAAUUGGUAAUCUAUGGGAUGAUUUCGAUCCAGAUUUCAAUUUACCAUUAAUAAUAGGACUCUCCACUGGAUUGGGUGUAUUAUUCCUAGGGUUAUUAAUACUAUCUAUAUAUUUCUCGUUCUUUAAUAAUGGGAAUUCAAUAUUUUUAGGUUCAAAUUUUAAUAUCCCUGGUGAAUUUGAUGAUGAAGAAUCAAGACUACAUGAUGAAGCUGAAUAUUUACCUAAUCUAAAUGAAAGAGAAAGAGAAUUAUAUCAAUUGGGUGAAAAUUUCACUAAGAAUUAUCCUCCACAAGCUAAUCCAAUUGGAUCUACUUUAAAUCAAGAAGAUCGUGAUUAUAUAUUGGAUCGUGGUAUUCAAGCUUAUGCUUUUGAAUCAGAACAUCUCUUGGAAGAAAAUAUUGAUUCUGUAUUGAUUGAAGAUAAACUAGAUGUUCGUUUCACUUCAAUUGAAGAAAAUUCUGCAAUUUUAAAUUAUCCAUUACCAAUUCAUGAAAAUGAUACAGUUUAUUUUGAAGUUAAAUUAUUUGAAUUCUCACCUGAUGCUCAUGUAUCAAUUGGGUUAGCUACAAAACCAUACCCAGGUUUUAGAUUACCAGGUUAUAAUAAAUAUUCUAUAGCAUAUGAAUCAAAUGGUACAGUUCGUAUAAAUCAACCAUUUUAUUCUCCACAAGUUUGGAAUAAAUUAAUUGAAGGUGAUGUUAUUGGUGUUGGAUUUAAACCAAGAUCAGGUACAAUUUUCUUCACUCAUAAUGGUAAAAAAUUAUUAGAAGCUACACAUAAUGUUAAAUUUGAUCUUUUCCCAAUAAUUGGUGUUAAAGGUGGCCCAGCAAGAUUAAAUGUUAAUUUAGGUCAAUUGGGGUUUGUAUUUAUUGAGGCAAAUGUUAAAAAAUGGGGGUUUGGUAGUGUUUAUGGUACUAUUGGUAUUCCACCAGCUUAUGGUAAAGAAAUUGUUAAUGAUACUGUAUUAGAUAAAGGUGAAGAAUUACCACCAAAUUAUCCUUCCGAGGAGGAAACUUUUUUUGGUCCUUCUGCAUUAUUAACAAAUCAAAGAAAUUAUGGUGCAAUCCCAACACCAUCAUCUCAACAAGGAAAUAAUAAUAAACCAAAUAAAAUUAUAAGUUCACCACCAAGUUAUAAUGGUGAAUUAGAUGAACCAAAACCUGAAGUUGAAAAUGAAACUCCUGAAGUAAGUUCAGGUGUUGAUAAUAUAAGAGAACGAUUAUAUGAAAGAAGAUCUUCAACUUUUGAUCAACAAAAUAAUCAAUAUGAUGCUUUAGCUAUAACAAAAUCAAAUCCAGAUACCCCAAAUACCUCAAAUAUUUCAAAACAACAACAACAAGGUGAAGUUGAAGAACCAGUUAAAGUGGUCAUAACAGAAUCUGAUUCCAAAACAUCAGAAGAAGUCACUAAAGCUGUAGAACCACAAGAAUCAGAAUCAAAACAAUCAUCACCAGAACCUGAAUCUUCAGAUGCAAAUGAAGGUGAUAAUGAAAGAGAUACAUCACAAGAACAAACUCCAGAACCUACACAACCUUCAUCAUCAAUUCAAAAUACCCCAUCAUCAUCAAGUUCAAGAAAGAGUACACCAGGGAAAAAGAAGAAACCAAAGAAGAAGGGUAAAAGAAAAGGUAAAAGAAAUUGGUGA
This is a messenger RNA of Hansenula ciferrii, 1683 nucleotides long. It is a transcript of the gene SSH4, whose product is annotated as Ssh4p. The transcript has a single exon. The record is from RefSeq and is a predicted model, not a curated record. Lineage: Eukaryota; Fungi; Ascomycota; Saccharomycetes; Phaffomycetales; Wickerhamomycetaceae. Bases 1 to 1683 code for a protein of 560 amino acids. Gene Ontology annotation, molecular function: protein binding.